AUGAUACUGAAACAGGUGAUGCUCUCCAUCACCUGUGGGGCGUGCUUAUCCAAAGUGUAUAGAUUUGACGGAGAGCGUUUUAGCAUUCCCGUCGAGGAUUUGGGUCUGUUCCCUGUGGAAGAUGUUAGAGAUCCACGCAUACAGCGCUUAUGGAGCGUAAAUCACAAGAUCAACUUCUUGCGUCCUAAAUUUAAAGUUGAUGAAUACUAUGUGGGUCCUAUUCCUGCUAAAGAAGUGACGUUUGCGGGGCUGAAUGACAACGUGAAGGAGGCAUUUCUUACAAACAUGUGUGAUAAAUAUGGACAAGUGGAGGAAGUGGAAGUCUUCUAUAACCCCAAGAAUAAGAAGCAUUUAGGAGUUGCCAAAGUAGUUUUUGAGACAGUAAAGGCUGCAAAAGAGGCUGUUGAACACCUCAAUCAGACAUCAGUGAUGGGAAACGUUAUACAUGUGGAAAUUGACACAAAGGGAGAGAAGCGGGCUUGUUACAUUCAACUCCUUAUCCAUGGCCUUUAUACGCCUUGGACGCUACCAGUUGGGAGCAGCGAACAAGCUCUUCAAAGACUGAUCGAUAACUUGCACAGUGCCAAUAUGCAGUUCAGAGGUGGCAUGUCCAGCCCCACCAGCGUCAGCUCGCCUCUAUCUCAAGACACAGCUGUCUAUUCUCCGGGUCCAGAGCGAUGGAGUUUAGACUCCCGCAUUGAAAGUUUGUUGACAAACAAUCAGCUCGCGGCCCCUCCAUUCUUCGAUGAAAAAGCAUCUGAAGGGGAUCAUUUGCGUGAGAGCCCAGCAUCACCAUGUACAGCUCAUGACUCUGCAGAUGAAGCACUGGGUUCUCCAGAUAUUCUGCAUGACCUUGAGGAUGUUCAGAUAUCACCUGGAAAAAAGACUCUCACAAGUUCAGAAGACAGAAACAAACUAUUAUAUCCUUUAAGUCACCUGAAUGAACAGGUCAAAAAGCCUCCACUACCAUCUUUUAAGGUCAAAAGGAAACAGGACAGUAAUGAACCAGUAAAUGAAGUUAAAGAACAUAUAAGAGAACGUUCUGUUGUGGAUGCAGAAAGCAUUCAGGAGACAGCGUUACAGAAAAGCAGACAGAGACACGGCCGACCGCAGGUGUUGGACAGUGAUGAAGAAGACGAUGCUCAAGACGAGAUCGUCAAAGAUGUUAAACCAAAGGAUUAUGACAAAGAAAACAUAAAUGUUCAAGUCGAAAAGGACAAUUCGAUUUUGAGUGAAGAAAAGGCAAUAGAUGUCCAUGUGAGUUGUGAAAGGGAAAAGAUUGACAUUGAUUUAACUUCCCAAACAUCUGCAGAGGCGAUAUCCUCUGAUCAUGACAGUAGCACUUCUGAGGAAAGUGAGUUGUCUUCAGACUUGGACUCGUCUGACAGCCCUGAGUCAGAAUCCGACCUGAGCGAAGAGGAGGACAAACAAACAGAUGAAUGCAUCGUGAUCUCAUCUGACGAAGAAGAAGACGAAGAGUCGAUGGAGCUGGAAAUCCCCAACACGCCCCCCACACCCCCUACCCCACACACCCCUCAGACCCCUGGUGCGGUCCUGGACUUGGAUAUGCCAUGCUGGUUAGAGCCGUAUCAGACAAAGGUGUAUCGUGACAACAGUGAGGAGACUUCCUGUCCACAACAUACAAGUGAAGAGGCCGUGAUGAUGGACCUUCAAAUCGCCAAAUCCAUGGAAGGUCACAUCCCAUCUCCGUUACUAAGCAUAGAGGCCUCAAAUGGAUAUUGGUCCCAAUGUUUGUAUCAUAGGACUGGUUCGGCCCGCAGCGAAGGCUACUACAAGAUCAGCCAGAAAGAGAAGAUGAAAUAUCUCAAUUUAAAACCAGCAAGUCCAUCAAGUGGCACACAGCAGGGUGUCAGUGCCCAUGUACAGCUGCCCACACUGCUGCGUGUCACUUCAGACUUUAGGUCUGAGCAACGCCGGCUGUUGUCAAACCUCAGCGCUGAUAGUGAGCUGGUGUCCUUGAACCAGCUCAAGUUUCGAAAGAAGAGGAUUCGUUUCUGUCGGAGUCACAUCCAUGAAUGGGGGCUGUUUGCAAUGGAGCCAAUAGCAGCAGAUGAGAUGGUGAUCGAGUACGUUGGGGAGGUUAUCAGACAGGUGAUUGCUGACAUGCGGGAGCAACGAUACGAAGAGGAGGGAAUUGGAAGCAGCUAUUUAUUCCGAGUGGAUAACGAUACUAUUAUUGAUGCAACUAAAUGUGGGAAUUUGGCCAGAUUUAUCAACCACAGCUGCAAUCCAAACUGCUAUGCAAAAAUCAUUACAGUGGACUCCCAGAAGAAGAUUGUCAUUUACUCGAAACAACAAAUUAACAUAAAUGAAGAGAUUACAUACGACUACAAAUUCCCCAUUGAGGAGACAAAAAUACCUUGCUUAUGUGGAGCAGAUACAUGCAAAGGAUCUCUGAACUAA
Molecule: messenger RNA, 2424 nt
Organism: Knipowitschia caucasica
Lineage: Eukaryota; Metazoa; Chordata; Actinopteri; Gobiiformes; Gobiidae
Source: the annotation of a GenBank genome assembly